CCUACUCGCGUCAGUGCGAAACCCGCCGUCGUCCAGAGGACUCGUACAAAGCCCGCCCGCGCGCGUGUGUCUCGUUCCCCCCUUGAAUCGCGCGAUCGAUCGCGUUUUCUUUUCCAAAGUCACAGCUUCCUGCCAGCAGCCUAUACACACAGUACGAGUAGUUGUCUCGAGAUUACAGCCGAAGAUUAAGAUAUAGGAAGACCAGCUCACGUUUCUAACAGGAGCGAGAGAGUCUUGCUCGCGACUGUGGACAUCAGAGCGCGAGGGUGAGAGAGGGACUGUAGGAGCGUCGUAGUGGAGUGUGCGCGAGUUGUGCGAACUGUGCGCGGCUUCGGGAGGUUGAUGACGAUGACGAUGAUGAUGAUGAUGAUGAUGUCGCGGCCGCUGCUGCUGCUCGUCGUCCUCGGGGUCGUCUGCACCUCCGGAACUCAGGCGGUCUCCGAGCGACUGGAGCUGGCCCCCGCAGGCGGCAGAUCCGAGCCACAGGUGGCGACUCUCUGCGAAGCUGGCGAAGUGUACCUGGCUCAACACAUGGGCGAACAGGGCCGUUGGAUCUCCUCGUCGGACACCAAGAGCUGCAUGACCGACAAACUCGAAAUUCUACAGUACUGCAAAAAGGCCUACCCGAAGCGAGACAUCACCAACAUCGUCGAGUCGUCGCACUACGUUCGCGUGAGCGGCUGGUGCAAGCCCGGCAAGAACAAGUGCAAGCUCUCGAGAUGGGUCAAGCCCUACAGAUGCCUGGAGGGACCCUUCCAGAGCGACGCACUGCUGGUGCCCGAGGGCUGUCUGUUCGAUCAUCUGCAUAAUCAGACCAAGUGCUGGGAAUCUUACAGAUGGAACUCAACGGCUGCCGAUACCUGCCGGGAUCGCAACAUGAAUCUCCGAAGUUUCGCCAUGCUCCUCCCCUGCGGCAUUUCUCUCUUCGCCGGUGUCGAGUUCGUCUGCUGUCCGAAGCACUUGAAAGAGAACAUGAAGCUGAAGAAGCACUUCGAGAUGCACGUGCCCAAGGGAGUGGACGACGAUUUCGAGGAGGAGGAGGAGGAGGAGGAGAACGUGAACGAUGAUGCAGCCGCGACCGCCGAACAGGAUGACGAUGCCGACGACGACUCGGAUUCCUACGAGAACCUCGACGAUGUGCUCGGAGAUCAGCCCGACGACGACGACAGCAACGAGGAGUACUUCGAGGAUUAUGAGGCUACUACGCGGCCUUCGUCAUCGUUGCCGCCAUCGACGAGCCUCAGUCCGUCGGACAAGAUGAAAGAGCCGUCGAGCGGCGAAGAAGCCGGUGGAAGUAGCAGCAGCAGCAGCAGCAGUACCGUCCCGAGCACCUCAGCCAGCAGUGGUAGUACUCAGCAGCAGGCGGCAGCUUUCUUGCCGCACGGCACACCCGAUCCCUACUUGACCCACUUCGAUCCGCGAUCGGAGCAUCAGAGCUACAAACAGGCGCAAAUGAGGCUCGAGGAAAUUCACAAGGAGGAGGUUACCAAGGUGAUGAAGGACUGGAGCGAUCUCGAGGAGCGCUAUCAGGACAUCAGGGCACGUGAUCCAGUGGCCGCCGACGCGUUCAAGCGAUGGAUGACCGUCAGGUUCCAGCAGACCGUCGCUGCUUUAGAGGCCAGCGGCGCAGCCGAGAAGCAUCAUCUCAGCGCAAUGCACCAGCAGCGCGUCCAGGAGACCGUCAAGCAGAGGAACGAGGAGGCGAUGUCUUGCUACACUGCGGCCCUGAACGAGAUUCCACCCAACGAGCACCGCAUCCAGAAAUGCCUGCAGAAGCUGCUUCGCGCUCUGCACAAGGACCGACACCACACGAUCGCCCACUACAAGCAUCUCUUGGACAGCAGUCUGGAGCAGGCGCAGAGGGAGAAGCCAGCGACGCUCGAGCACUUGGCCGACAUCGACCGAAUAACAAAUCAGAGCCUCCUCAUGCUCGAGCGCUACCCGGAGUUGAGCAGCAAGAUCGGCAAGCUGAUGGACGAUUACGUGCUGGCGCUGAGGAGCAAGGAUGAGACGCCGGGUCUGCUCUUGGCAAUGACUCGCGAGGCAGAAGCCGCCAUUCUGGACAAGUUCCAAGCUGACGUCGCUAGCAAGCAGCAAGAAAAGGAGCACCAGAAGCAGUUGGAGCGCGAACGAAAGGAGCAACGCAAAGCCGAACGAGGUGAAUUACGUACCGAGCAGGAGCAACAACAGCAGCAGAUCAAGGACGACUCGACUGCGGCCGUCGUCUCCUCGGCGCCUGUCGAGAAGAAAGAAUUGGUCUCCGCGUCGCUCGUCAAGGAGAAGAAGGACCACCAACAGCAGGUACAGCAAGUGCACGAACAGCAACACGAGCAUCACGACCAGCAGCAACCGUCAGCAGCGGCUUCCACGGCAGUUAAACACAGCGAGGGACUGAUUCGCGCGGCACACAGCAUGACCCACGAUGUAUCGCACUCCGAGCCGAGUUAUUCGGUGAGGCGCGAGGUCUACCACCGUGAGAGCAGGUCAAUCUACUUCACUAUGGCAUUCGCUGGCAUCGCGCUCAUGGCUGCCACCAUCGUCGGCGUUGCGGUAUUCAAACGACGCAGCGCACGAAGUCCCCACAGCCAGGGCUUCAUCGAGGUGGACCAGGCUGCCACGCCGGAGGAGCGGCACGUGGCCAAUAUGCAGAUCAACGGCUACGAGAAUCCUACCUACAAGUACUUCGAGGUCAAGGAAUAGACGGACGUCCAGCGACAGGAGUCUCCUCUCUCCCCGCGCACGGCACGAUGAGAAAAUAAAACUUCAAUGAAAACCCAACAACAACAACAACAACAACAACAUUCCCACGAUCAGUAUAAUACAUCUCUUUCUCUCUCGUGCGUCUGUUUGCGUAUCUGCGGUAUGACAGAGUAGUGCGCGCGCGCGUGGCUGAUGUGUGUGUGUGUGUGUCUGUGCUCAGUCGUUAUAUACUUCGACACACGUAGAUUCCUCGCUGUUGUUUGUCGUUUUCUUUCUCGAUUCCACUGUUCUCUACGUCAGCCACAUUAUACCCGUGUUAUAUUAUUCACCCGCAGACCGAGCGUUUAUUUGUUAUUAUAUACAGUGUAUUGUGUACGAUAAGAUGGUAUGAUUUAAUAUGUGUGUAAACCGCGCGAAGAAAGGGACGAGAGAUGACAGGAAAAAGUAAGCAAAAAAGUAAAAAAAAAAUUAAUAAUAUACAAAUCAUCCCUGAUUAUACGCAUAUCCUGCGAGACCGCGUUUCUAGUCCGACGAGGAUAAUAAUACUAAUAAUAAUCAUCAUCGCGAAGCUUGUGGAGGUCUCGCAGAUUCAAUAAUAUCGUCGACGAUAAGUUUUUAUAUAUUUGUAGGGGUCGAAUUCGAGAGAGAGCACGCGAGGUUCAUCGAGUAGUAGAUACGGAAGCUCAAUAAUUUUUCCGGGAGGAGCAAGUCUAGAAAAGUGUAUACAUUAUACAAAAAAAGUCCAAAAAAAUGGAAGAGAACGGGAGUUACGUGACGCCACUUUUUCCAUGGCGCGAAGGGUUAUAUGCGGAGGAAAAAGUGUCUCGAGGAUCGCUGCCGCUUGUGAGUAUAUAAUAAAGUAAAAACGAUAACCAAUAACGUGACGUCUUGUAACUGCAUGAAAUAGCGCAAAAGCUUCGCUUGACGAGCGAGUCAGCUCCUUAUUCUUUGCGCGUCAAGUAUAAAGAGAUCGAAAUAAUAAGAUGCCAUUAUAUAAAGCACGCGAGCUAUAAGGGUGCAAGAGACGACUCACCGUCUGCACGUUCGAGACACUUUUUUCUUCACCGAUGAACAAAGAAGAGGCUGCAAUCUUAGUUCCAGGAUGUUAGUGAUCUCUGGUGUUCCUUUGAUUUCGUUGGUUCGUCUAACAUUGACACAAACACGCGACUUUUUUUCUCCUAUAAUGAUACAUACCUUCGUUUACUUUCAAAGUAUAAUAUCGAUGUAUACAAGAAAAAAAAAUAAUACAUGACGCGGUACUUGAUGGUAUUAGCGCAGUUCCUGUUAAAAGAUCCCAUGACGGAUCUCGUGUAGCUUUAACAAUGACGAUAUGGUACAUAGACAUUUGUGCACUGAGAAAAAUUUAUUGAAUUCAAAGUUACGACAUCGAUCAUCGAUAAACCUGUUUUAAACACGAAAGUUUACUUUGACUGAUUAAAGUGGGAUAUCGACAGCCCUUUAAAAGUUUUAUACAGACUAAGUACAACUUUAUCUAGGCACCGAUUGUUUCACUACUAUACAUUCGUAAUUUCUUAAUGAUACUUAAUUUAGAUUAUUGGGUUGAAGAAGUUUUCCGGAUUUAAAUACAUUUUUGUCAGUGCAAAAAAAAGUCCACAUGUAAGAGAACUAACAAGGGCGAGUGAAAAUAAUAAGAAUGAUAAACAAGAAAACUAAAAGAAAAUACAGAUAAUAUCCUUACGAAAGAAAGAAUACUAAUGAUCCUUUGUACCUUGAGAAAAAAAAUACUGUGCAAACACUAUAACUCAUAUACUUGAGAUACUUGAUUGACAUCUACACAGAUACAAUAUUAUUCGUCGAUUGAAUUCUGCGCACCAUUGAAAGCAAUAAAAAUUAUGUAAACAAGUGGUCCGAAUAUUAAAAAUAUUGAAGAAAGUAAUCGCAUUGGCUGGCUCAGAGAGUAUAAGUGAAAAAAUUUAGUAGAGAAGCUGAUCAACUAUAUUUUAGUAAGGCUCUGUUGAUAAAGUGACAAACGAUAAUUUAUCGCGCUUAAAAUAAUAUUAUAACUAUAACUUUCUAUAAAACUAUGAAGAAUAUUGUCCAAUUAAAUACACAUACUCAUUAAACUAUAAUUUGUUAAAAUCAGAAUGACUAAACAUAUAGUUGAUCCAGAUAUCUAGUGAAAGAAAAAAGAAAGCUAAAAUAUUUAUAACUAAUAUAAAACUAGUUUAAUUAAUGUAAACUAAAAAAUUUCUCUGAACGCAUUGACACUUGUUUAAGAAAAUAAAAGUACGAACUGCUGAGAGUAGUAAUACGUUGGGACCUGAUGAGAUGGAAAUAAAAGCCCAAUCAAGUAAUGCCUAAAAUGUGUGAAACAAGGCUCAAUAUUGCGUCAGACGAAAAGAGCGAGAGAAAGGGAAAAAGCAACAAAAAAUAAUAAUAAACGACUGUUUGAAUCUGAGCAGGAGGAAUUUUUUUUCAACAAGCCGAUCACGUCUCGUUAUAUCGAUGAAUGUUGUUUCUCGAGCUGCUGAUUUUUCAUAAUAUACAUAAAUGUAGUGCAGAAAUAUGAGACAAGAGGCUUCAAGCUUCGCUACGAGCUUUCGAUUUUCACAAUUGAAAUAUGGAUUUUAGUCUUGUAGGGCACUCACACAAGAAUAUUUUGUUACACAAACACACACGUCGAGUACCGUGGAUAUGAUAUGUGCAGCGUGCAGUCUGGCAGCAAUGAAACGCUUUGAGUAUCCGCAAUGGCACGGAAACGAAUCGAUGGAUAAGAGGUCAUAGGUGAAGUUUAAUAAUUUUGUAUAGCAGAGAACAAACAAUCGGGAUUGCAUCAGGCGGGCGGAGCGUUUCAUCGGUGCCCGAUAUGCGAAAAAUUAGAAAACGAGAAAAAAUGACGAAUACGGCGCAAAGUACAUUGGUUUUCAAUAGUGCGCACCAAUGAGUCUCUGCAUAUAUAGUUUUUUGUAGUACACACAAAUUAUAUUGAUAAACACUAAUAACGAUAUUAAUACUAUUAAAAAAACACUAAUAAUUAAUUAUAAACGAGAUUAAGAGUAAUUAUAAACAGUACAUGUAUAAUUUUUAAGUGUAAAACAUUUGUCAUAGAGUGUGUCGGAUAUGCUCUCUAUCAUUUUGUAUACCUUCUUUAUAUAGCCUUGAAACUUAGUGUAUUGAUUAUUAUUGUAAGUUUUGUUGCGAAAACUUUGAGAUUAUUUAUUUAUAGAUUAUUUAGAUAUUAACAUUUCACUUGCAUAUGAUACUAUUACCAUUAUUAUCUAGUCAGUUAUUAUUUAUUUAUUUAUUUACUCAAACUAUACGAUCAUUGUCUAUUAUUUGAUAUUAAUUUAUUUACAUUUAGUCUGAUUUACCAUAUAAGUUUUUACUGUUCAUAGAUUGUUUAUUACGAUUAAUAAAAAAAGUGCAUGUCUUUUGAGCAAAAAAUGUGCAAAUUUGGCUUCUCAUUUUCAUGGAAUCGUGCAAUAUCUAAGCAAUGUUAUACGAAAUUGUAAAAUUCCAAAUCAGGAAAUUUUGUUUAUUAGUUCGAAUUUCGCUUAAGUCUUUUAAUAAAUAUGUUUAUCAACAAAUUGGCCUCUGUCUAACUGUAUUUCUCUUCUUUGAUAUCUAUCCGGCGAGUCUCGCAACUUUUUUAAUACGUUUUCAGAGAAAAAGUAUGUAUAUUUCCAAUUACAGCCUACUUCAAGUUCGUGUUUCUCUUUCUUUUGAAUAUUUUUUUGUCUUGAAUUUGUAUGGUUUGUUAAUUUUAGCCUUCCAAAUUUACAUCACACCUUUGCAAUCUAAAUGUUUAUCGUCUUUAUUAUAUCAGCACACUAUCAGCUCCCAAUAUUCUACACGUACAUAGAGUCAAAGCUCUUUGUUGCAUUUAAAACGCGAUAUCGUGAAGGCAAAAUCAAUGUCGCCUAAAAAUAAUUCGAUAUAGAGUAAAUCUUAUCUUAUCGAAAAGAUAAGUGCAGGGAAUCGCGCUGAUUCUCGAUCAAAUUUUUUUUCGUAAGGGUAUGAAACAUCGGAAAAAAUAACAAGUAUAAGAAUUCACUGGCCUUAUACCGCAUAGGAAGAAAAAUAUACUCUGCGCCUAUUUAUACACACAAUCGCCGCGAGCCUUGGUUUCAUUAUUAAUGAGUGUCUAAGCAAAUACCAGAGGCACACGUACAUAAGUACGUGUACAUAAAUCCGGCGAUAAGGUUAAAAUCUCGCAGUUCUAUAUGAUAGACGGCGAUGCACUGGCGAUAUUUUUUACUCUCUUUUAUUUUUAAACUCCUUUUGGACGAAAGAGGGAAAUUCGACAAACAAGCAAACGCGUAUACUUUCAGCAAACUUUUGAGCGUUGCGUGUUAUACCCUGUAAACUUUCUUCGCCUUCGGAAGUUUUCUAAACAGUGCAAUAUUAAAGAAAAAAUCACGUAAAUAUAUAACGAUAAUAAAAGUACAUAUUCGGUGUAUGCGACGUACGACGAAAAAUACAAGCCUCUGAUUUAUACAAAUUGCAGCGAAUCCCAGGGAUUCGUUGCAGUCGCAAACUAUAGAUGUUAUCCACCUAUCCGAUCGGGACCAAGUCUUCAGUUCACCCUCGGUACCGUUGACUUAUAAAUAUAUACCCAUGUAGGUAUGCCUAAUACAUAUAUAGUAUAUAUUAUUAUACAAUAAUAGAAACAAGAGGGUUCUUGUAAAAAAACCAAACCGAUAUACGCGUCGAAGAUAUUUUAACAGGAAACUCGCUCUACAUCAGCGCCGGUGUAUUAUAUAAUACAUUGGAUCUCUACAAAUAUCUGAAAACUUUUCUCUCUCUUUUGAUUUCGAUUUUGCGCUUGAAAUCAUGCAAUCUAAGAAUCCUCCAGACCCUAAAUGUUUACCACACUCUGAGAAAAAUUGGAUGGAAAGUUAUGUGUUGCGCUUGAAAUUGUAGAAAGGAACGAAUAAAAAAUAACGUAAGAAAGUUUAUGCACUGCUGGAGAACGAUGUUGAAUGUUUAGAGGGAUUACGAUAGAAAAUCACAAAAAAAAAAAAAAAAAAAAAAAAAUUAAACGAACUUUCUUUGAUCGAUUGUAUGAAAUUUGAUGUUAGACACUGUCAUAUAUUGUUACAUCAAGCUACUUCUCGAAUCAGCAAAAAAAUGCGCUGUUACAAGUUAACUGUUUCUGGAAAAAGAAGAAUUCUAUAUAUCCCGAUAUAUAUAUAUUAUGUGAGAUGCUGUAUAUGUAAUUUGGUUCCUUCGAUACAACGGAAAGUUUUACUCCUCAAAAGCGUAUAUUUUGUAGGUGUGUAUAACGAUUGAAGGGAUGAAAAAAGCGUAGUUGUUAGUGUAAGGAAGAUGGCAUGCCAUCGCAGCUUAUUCCUUUUUGCAAUAUUUAACGAUUUGUAGAUGCCGUGUUCAUUGUAAAAAAAAUGAUUUAUUCCUUGAGCUGUUUUUCUAUUUUGGAAGAUUUUGUAUAGAAAAUGGUUGGAGUUUACUGGUACGCAAACAACAAUCAAAUCCACAUAUUACUCUUGUACAAUCUUACGUAUAUGUAUUCGUCGUUGACUUUUUCGUAAUUCAUCAUCGUCACAAGGUCCGUUGUGCACAAUGUUUUGCAUAGCUUUUUUUACAACUUAAGUUUAGUGUGGUUUGUGCAGAACCUGUCAAAAGAAAGCAGCUUUCGAACUCUCCAUCUUUUUAAUUUAUUUCGAAUAUCAUUUAAAAGAAGCUUAUAUUAUAUGUAAGAAUUAAUAACUGAUGAAGUUUAGUAUCUUAUUAUUCCAGAUUAACAUGUAACAUAUCGAAGAAAAACCAACUUAUCUAUAAACUUACUCUCUAAGAACUAUACAAUAACAAUAUAAAAGCUAAUUUUAUCUUGAAAAGCGCGCAAUAAUUCAAAUUUACGUUCCUAGUCGUCGUCGUGAUAUAAAUUGAAUAUUUUUAGAUUUUUCAUCAUAUGUUUCAUAUUCAUACACUCAUAAGACAAUGUUAUACUUAUGAAAAAAAAAAAAACAUGUAAAUUAAACGUAGCAAAAAUACGUCGUCGAAUCUUCGAGUAAGCCCUGCAAUCAUUGUUAAAAAUCAAACUGCUUCUCGACGCUCCGACGAUGUAUACUAUAUGUAUACACCUUUGUUCAGUAUGUGUAUAACAACGUUUCAUUGAGAUCUUUAAGCUGAGCAUUCAAAAUCGUCGGUUUCGAGAUCAUCAUAAUUUCACACUUAUAAUAUAUAAUCCCCAAAUAUAUAUUUAUGUAUAAUAACGAAAUCAGGCACUGUUGAAAAACUAUUCUGCACUUACAAAAUGCACCUAUACAUCGAUUUUCUUUGCAUUCAAAAAAGAAGCUACUAUAUAUAUACAUUAUCUAUAAUACACGAUUAAUUGUAAAAAGGAAAAAUUGAAAUAUCCAGUUAUUACGAUGCGUUCGAAAACGACGAGGAGCCAACUACGUACGAACAAAAACAAAGUAAACGAUUGUAACGUCCGAGAAAAAAGAAGAGCGAGAGAGCUGCUUUUUUGGAAUGAAAAGUAGGCUGCGCAAUAAGAAUCUUUUUUUUUUUAUCUCGGUUCUCCUUUUCCUGCUUCAUAAAUUAUAAGAACGUAAUAAAAAGGCGGCAGAUUAGGCGCUUGUAUCCACUGAGUGACAAUAAUUUACGAGCGACGGUAGAUAAUGAAUUCGAACAACAGAAGCAGCAAACAUUGCUCAUUUGAAUUAUUCGCGAAAUUAUUACAAAGUCUUGCUUUUCAUUCCGAAAAAUUCGAGGCCUCGAAAGGAUAAUAAAAGGACAUUGUAUACCGCGCGGGAUAAAGAACAAAAGAAAAAAAUAGCGAACGCAGGUUUCCGCGCAAUGUAUGCAACUCAAUUACAUAACGAGAUCUAAAAGAAGCGCCGGAAACACAUCUCUAUAUAGUAUAUAAUAUACGUGUGCAGGCUGGCCUCGCGGCCAUUUUUACUAAGAAACAAAAAAAAAAAAAAACGUAAGAGUAACUAAGUCAUUGUUUUACCGAGGUAUAUACAAAGCAAACACUAUAUAUAUAUAUACUAUAAUCAUCGGAUCAGCUGGAAAAUGUUCGAUGGCUUCGUUCGGCUUUGCCUGGUCUUCGCGAUUCUGCGGCAGCUGCACGGUGCGCGUCUGCAUAUAUUAUACAUGUAUAUAUGAGGGUAAAACGAGUGACGUACAUCUGGAAAUUCGAAACCUUAUAUUAAUCGCCGGCGAAGCGGCAAAUGCGGAAGCAAAAAAUCGAUGCCGGCGUUAAGCCACGCCGAGGCCGUCGAAUAAGAGGAACAAGUCGAAGAUGGACCUAUUUGAGGAGCGCGAGCAUUAUACAAACACACAAUACACGCAUACGAAUAUAUACACAUAUUAUAUACAUAUACCUCUCCAGUACGUGUUUUUCCAGUUAGAUUAUAAUGAAGAGCGAGGCGAGUAAACAGAGAGAAAAAUAAUUGCGAGAAAGAACGCGAGAUGGAUGUGUAAUGAGGAUGCGAGAGCAUAUUGAGAAGCGAUUCUAUAUGAACUAAAGUUAUAUAAAUGUAAGGGGGCGAAGGGAAGAAUGUUGGAGAGCGAAUUCGAUUCGGAUAAAAUUGUUCAUACAAUAACUAUCGUAAAAGUAUAAUUAUGAAUGAUAUUAUAUUAUACAUUGUGACGAUCAUGGUAAUAUAUAUUAUAUAUUUAACGUUCAAUGCUUAUAUAUUUGUAUAUGAUCGGAUGACAUUAGAAAUGUGCGCUUUGAUCAGAAUCGCAUUUUCUCGCGUAAUAGCUUUUACUCUUAGUGAACCAGUAAUUGUAUGGAACUAUUCGUUUCGAUCUUUUUACAGUCGUACGUGCCAUCGAUGAUUUCGAGUUGACCGUAGAUACAUACUGUAUACAUCACCGCUGAAAUUCGAAAGGGCAUGUGAUGCCUCUUGAGCCGUCCUUAUAUUACACGUCAAGCUGCAAUUGUACAUCGUUGCGUUCGGUUGAGCUUUCGAUUACCGCAACGCGAUUCUGGUCGAAGAAACAACACGUGCGAAACACACACAUGGACAGAAACUAAACGAUAAAAAUAUUUUAGAUAUACCGAGAAAAAGGAUAAAAAAAAAAAAUAAUAAGUAAAACAAGUAGCAGUUAUCUAU
Messenger RNA from Nasonia vitripennis (jewel wasp), 10748 nucleotides. RefSeq names its product amyloid-beta-like protein (gene Appl). The record is from RefSeq and is a predicted model, not a curated record. The transcript has 15 exons. Gene Ontology annotation, molecular function: heparin binding; transition metal ion binding. Lineage: Eukaryota; Metazoa; Arthropoda; Insecta; Hymenoptera; Pteromalidae. Gene Ontology annotation, biological process: central nervous system development; axonogenesis. Gene Ontology annotation, cellular component: neuron projection; neuronal cell body; membrane. Bases 343 to 2700 code for a protein of 785 amino acids.